AAGGAGGGGGCAGGAAAUAGAUGUGCCUUCCCUCACAUUGUCAUACAUUCACAGAGAACAGAACAGAGAAGUGAAGCAGCGUGUUAGAUCCACGCUGCGCUCACAGAGGGUCACACUCCACAGGUGUUACAGGCGAGCAAGUGCCUAAACAGAAACAGCUGUGUGGGAACCAGAUCCAGAAACAUAAAGAGCCUGCUUUCAAGUGUGGAAUAUUUCAAGAGCCCACUGGGGAUUGACAAGCAACUACUUGAACACUUGGGAUUAUUCCACACUUUCUUUGGCGACUUGAUGCUCUGCUUUGGGCAACACAUUUCGAGUGGAUUUUAAUUCAGUAGACUCAUUUUGGACCUCAGUUUUGGUUGCCAGGUUUGAACCUCUGUGGACCUUUCAGUGGAUCUUCUUGGUUCUCAAAGACACAAUGAAUCGGCACGGACCAUUCGUUGUUUGUGCUGGAGUUUCUGAGUGAGUACGGAGGUUCUUACCUUUGAGCUGGGGUCCUGAGGGGUUGUUGGGGAAAGGGCAAAGGAAGGGGGAAGGGAGGAGGAAGCCAGAGCUUGUCCCCAAGCCAGAGCCUGUCUCUGGGGAGGACUGCUUUCACCAUGAGCUAACCCCCUGUGGAUUGUUUGAAGACUCCUGAAGGGAAGCGUUUGAAUGCCCGUAACCUCACGACUCCCCCGGAGCUCCCCAAGAGCUAAACAUAUGAAAGAGACCUCUGUGUUGCAAGAGUAUUUUGUGAGAGGACAGAAACUUCCUCCAGAGGAAUGCCUCUGCUGCCUUUGGCUUUUUGUUCCUCUGACCAUUCCUGUCGGAUCAAGGGUCGAGGGAAAUCCUUCCAUUGUAUGACCCUCUCAUGAAUGUAUGAAACUCCUGCUCAGAUUUGAGCUCUUUUUUCACUCUUGGAAAGAUGCACAACAUCACCUCCCUAAUGGACAGCAACUUCAGCUUCCAGCAGAACAGUGGGAAUCUCAACAGUGUGGAGGACUGCCCCAAGAAUGACAACUUCAAGUAUCAGCUCUACAGUAUUGUGUUCAGCAUUGUCUUUGUUGUUGGGCUUAUUAUGAACAUAGCAGCCAUGUAUAUCUUUACUUGUACAUUGAAACUCCGCAAUGAAACCACCACCUACAUGAUGAACCUGGUGGUGUCAGACCUUCUCUUUGUGCUCACGUUACCUUUACGAGUCUUCUAUUUCAUUCGUCAGGACUGGCCUUUCGGAGGCUUACUGUGUAAGAUUUCGGUCUCCCUCUUCUACACCAACAUGUACGGCAGCAUCCUGUUCCUCACCUGCAUCAGCGUGGACAGGUUCCUGGCCAUCGUUUACCCUUUGCGUUCGCGGGAACUUCGGACAAAGCGCAACGCCAAGAUUGUUUGUGCAGCUGUGUGGGUGCUGGUACUGUCUGGAAGCAUUCCCACCGGCUUCUUGCUGGACUCCACCACCUCUCAAUCCAACUCUACCGUCAAGUUCUGCUUUGAGAACUUCUCCUCCAAGCAGUGGAAGGCGCAUCUCUCCAAGGUGGUGAUCUUCAUCGAGACAGUUGGCUUCCUCAUACCACUCCUCCUCAAUGUGAUCUGCUCCGCUAUGGUGCUCCAGACCCUGAGGAGGCCUCAUUCAGUUGCUCGAGGAGGGAGAGUGAACAAGACUAAAAUCUUGCACAUGAUAGUGGUGCACCUUUUGAUCUUCUGCUUCUGUUUCAUCCCUUAUAACGUCAACCUAGUGUUCUACUCACUGGUGCGCACCAAAAUUUUGGGAGGGUGUGCAGCAGAGUCUGUGGUUAGAACCAUCUAUCCCAUUUCCUUGUGUAUAGCUGUGUCUAACUGUUGCUUUGACCCUGUUGUCUACUAUUUCACAUCAGAGACUAUACAAAACUCUAUUAGAAGAAAGUCACAGUUUGACCGAGCCUACAGUGCAAAGUUCUCAGAGGCCCUGCAGUCAGAGACAAGCUCAAGCCUCAGUUUUAACCUGAGGUCUUUUAAAAACAAGUUUUUCCCAAAUGAAUCCAGUGUAUGAGGAGGCUACGGCUUAAAUAACAGCAGUAUAUUUGCAGAGUAUCACAUCAAGUGUGCGAACCAAAGGCAUUAAUCCAUGUAUUCUAGUGUAGGAGGCAUUCACAGUAAACAUUAUGCUUUACACAUUAAAGUAGGUGCUGUAUUGUUGGAUUUUGGCUUCUCUGUGCCAAGGAAUUAACAAAUACAAAGAACAUCCUUGUAUAUGUUUUAGCUGUGAGUGCAAACCUCAGUGUUUUUGAAUAUCUUUGGAUAUUUAAUACAAGUGUUACUGUAUCACUCAGUGUUACAGUGUUUAGAGUAGUCUGUGCCUUUUCGACAAAGCAUAGAGCAACUAAUGGACUAUGCCCAGCAGCAGGUGUUUGUACACCACUGUACAGCAUCUGCUUAAGGUCAAUAAGCAACGACUUUGUUCUCAUUAAUGGUUUUAUGGCUAAACAUCUCCAUAAAGUAUGGCGUAAAGCAUGUAGCUGUUGAGAAACCUUCCUUUCAACCAGAUAUAUGAACUGUAUGUAAUGUAAUUAUCUGACUGUGAAUAGUGCGUUUCUUACAGUGUAAAAGUCUUACAUUGCACUUAAAGUACAUAGAUAUGCAUAAAAAACAUAUUAGCAGCGUAUUGCAGAUAUUUAAUGAAAUGCUUACCAAGUUUUUGUUUUUUUUUU
Molecule: messenger RNA, 2663 nt
Organism: Astyanax mexicanus (Mexican tetra)
Lineage: Eukaryota; Metazoa; Chordata; Actinopteri; Characiformes; Acestrorhamphidae
Gene: lpar6a
Product: lysophosphatidic acid receptor 6a
Exons: 1
Coding region: 905-2005 (366 amino acids)
Biological process (GO): phospholipase C-activating G protein-coupled receptor signaling pathway; positive regulation of Rho protein signal transduction
Cellular component (GO): membrane
Molecular function (GO): lysophosphatidic acid receptor activity
Source: RefSeq, a predicted model, not a curated record